Molecule: messenger RNA, 2576 nt
Organism: Brassica napus (rape)
Lineage: Eukaryota; Viridiplantae; Streptophyta; Magnoliopsida; Brassicales; Brassicaceae
Product: WAT1-related protein At1g70260-like
Exons: 7
Coding region: 143-1270 (375 amino acids)
Cellular component (GO): plasma membrane
Molecular function (GO): transmembrane transporter activity
Source: RefSeq, a predicted model, not a curated record
AUAUAUGAUUAGAGCUAAACCAAUAAUUUCGUAUCUUCUUCACCUCUCUUUCUCUCUCCCUCCACAUCUUUCUAGAUUUCCCGAGAUCCUUGGAGCUAGGAAUUAAACUCCGUGCCGUUUUAAAAAUUUAAAAGGGAGAGAGAUGGAGGUGAAGGGUAAAAAGGAAAAGUUUGUGCCGUUUGUGUCAAUGGUGAUAAUGGAGGCAUGCACCAUUGCUCUUACAAUAAUGGCCAAAACGGCUAUAACGGGAGGGAUGAGUCCUUUUGUGUUCGUUGUUUACACAAAUGCUUUCGGAUCUAUUCUUUUGCUUCCUUUUUCUUUCUUCUUCCACAGGAAUGACAGAACUGAAGAAUCUAUCUUUUCUUGGCCACUCCUCGUCCGUGUGUUCUUUUUAGGUUUCACCGGGAUAUUUCUGUUCCAAAACUUGGCAUUUGUGGGACUAAGCUUCAGCUCACCCAUAGUGGUAUGUGCAAUGGGAUUACUCAUUCCUUCCUUCUCCUUCUUGCUCAACCUUAUUCUUGGAAGGAGCAAGCUGGAUUGGAGAAACACGAGCACGAGAGCUAAAGUGAUGGGAACAAUAAUCUCAUUUAGUGGAGCAUUUGUUGAAGAACUGUACAAAGGUCCCUUCAUAAGACCAGCUUCGUCUCCUUCCCCAACUCGUCUUCUUAAAUCGAUCCCUAAACUCUUGGUCUACUACACCAUCCCCAACAAUUGGUUCCUCGGCUGUAUCUUUUUGGCCGCCGCUUUUUUUUCUGUCUCGCUCUUCAAUGUUAUUCAGACAGGGACGGUCAAAAAGUAUCCACACGUUAUGAAAGUGGCUUCGUUUUACAGCAUAGUCGGGACAAUCCAGUGUAUAAUAUUCUCGUUAUUUAUGGAAAGAGACCUAAGUGCAUGGAAGAUCGAACCUAACUUCGAUCUUUUCCUCAUUAUCGCCACGGGAAUAUUCGGAAAUGUGAUACGACCAAGCAUACAAGUAAAGUGUGCCCAAAUGAAAGGACCAUAUUACGUACCAUUAUUCAAACCCUUUGGUAUCUUUUGGGCAACAGUCUUUGGCACCAGCUUCUUCGUCAACAGUCUUCGCUACGGAAAUGUGUUAGGAGCAGCCAUAGGUGGUGUUGGAUAUUAUUCAGUUUCUUGGGGACAACUGAAGGAAACUGAAGAAAAACAAAAUCCAAUGGAAGAAAGAAAAGCCAUUAAACCUAUGCAUCUUCACGGAGAAGAUGAAAACAAAGUUCCACUGCUUAUUAAUCAGGAAGAAAGUCCUGUUUGAAUUCUGUAUUAUAUAUUUUCUUAAGAAGAAAAUGAGGGUCUCUUUAAUAUUUGUUGGCCCUUUAUUUGUAUGGCGUAAAUAAGAAGAAAUGCGUGUGAGCGUAUGUUCUGUCGUCAGUGUCAAUGGGAGACUGCUGAAGUAGGCUUUUUGGUCCGAAAAGCAAAAUCCACCGAAUGUAAAUGCAUGUCUUUGGAUAUCUAAAGCUCUCUAUUAUGUUCAAAUUUUGUUAUGAAUAUAUAUAAUCUCCGUGUCAUGGAUAAGAGAUAUUGAAUUCCCGGUGUUAUAUCUAACGUUUAUACAUAUUGUACAACUUGUUUGAUGCGAGAAAUUGAAUAUCAUUUAAUCAUUUUACAUAUACUAGAGCCGGUGUCCGCGCUCCGCGCGGAUUACAUAUUUAAUUAAAGUAUGUUAAUAUUUGUGUUAAUGGAUUUCUACGUGUUUUCCUGGGAUUAAAACAAUGGUGUAGAGGUGCCGCAUGUUUGUAUAGAAAACGAUCAUCAUCUAAGAAUCUUCAUCACAAAAAUGUUUUUUUUUGCCAAAGUAUUUAAUUAUUCCUAUAUGUGUCUUCUAGGGGUGAAUGACGAAUCUGUUGAUACAGUUGGGAGCAUGAUUUUUUUAUUAAGAACUAAUUGUGGUUUUUUAUAUUUUACUAAUAAUGUUUAUAUUUGUUUUAUUAGAUAAGUUUUGUAACUAUAAAAUGAACAAAAAUAUCUUUAUUUAGUACUUAUAUAAAAUUAUAUAGAGAUAGAUUAUUAAUUUAUGAUUCUGAUGGGACUAUAUAUUAAUUUGGAACAAAUAUUAAGCAACUCAAUUAGAUUCUUGCAAACCAGGAGAAAAGAAGUGGUCGGUCAUAUCGUCUGUAUUUUUACCUUUUCCCAAGUUUUUAAAACGUUUCGUAGCAAUAAACAAAAAUCAAAACGUAGCAUUGUAUUUAUAUAUUUGGAAUCUUAUCAGAUAAGAUGUAACUUUUCUUUUUUUUGUGCACUUCAAAUUUAAUAAGAUGUAAAUAGUCAAAAAUAUAAAUAUAUAUAUAUAUAUAUAAAACAUAAUUUGUAUUUUAUAUUUGUUUUAUUAAAGAUUUGGAUUAAAGUAUUAAAUUAAUAUAUCAAUACUAAUAAUGUUUUUGAUUCAAAAAUGCACUUGUAAAUUCAAAAUACCUCCCAUAAGCGGAAGAUCUUUGGCGGUUGGUUUGACCAUGGUAUUGAGGAACAAUCAAUCCUUAAACAAAGGAAAGAAUAUUUAAAUGUUAGGCAAAGUGAAAUGGUUUGAUAAUAAAACAUAGUGAAAAAGGUCUCAAUGGAUAAAA